AUGGCAAUUUCAGCAGACGAUCUCCGUGCAAUUCUUCAACAACAGCAGUCGCAGUUCGAGGCCGCUCAGCUCCGUUUACUCGAUACUCUAACGCGUAACCUCUCCCUGGUUUCCAAGGACAAGGCACCGCAGGAUGAACAUACCAACAUUGAAUCAAUUGUUUCUACAAUUCAGAUUUUCCAGCAUGACGUUGCAUCGGGUGUUACUUUUGAGUCCUGGUUCAAGCGCUAUGAGGACAUUUUUCGUGUUGAGUUCGGUGGGAAGGAGGAUUCAUGGCGAUCACGAACACUGCUUCGUAAGUUGGGGAUCACGGAGCAUGAUCGUUUCGUAAACUAUAUUUUGCCCAAACACCCACGCGAAUUUUCUUUUGAUGACACGGUUCAGUGCCUCACACAGAUUUUUGGCGAACGUUCCUCGCUCUUCAGCACACGUUAUCAUUGCUUAAAACUCGUCAAGCACUCCAUGGACGACUACAUUACCUACGCAGGUAUCGUUAACCGCGAGUGUGAGCGUUUUAAACUUGCAUCCAUGACCGAGACACAGUUCAAGUGUCUCAUGUUUAUUUGUGGUCUACAAUCUCCGUCAGACGCGGACAUCCGCACACGUCUUCUCACCAGACUGGAGCAAGACCCAGACAUAACGUUGCAGAAAAUGGCUGAGGAAUGUCAGCGCCUGAUCAAUUUGAAGCAUGAUUCCCGUAUGGUGGAACAGCAGCAGAUCAACAUGGCAGAUGUCAGACCGGUCAGAGCACACAAACAGGAGUCCAAAAAGCCACCAACAGCAUGUUGGAACUGUGGCGCAUGGCACUACGCCUCACAGUGCACUUUUCGCCGACAUCGGUGCAAUCAGUGUCAACGCUUUGGUCACAAAGAUGGUUUCUGCAAGCCACGCAACUCAACUAAAGCUGACAAUUCCAACAAACGGUUUCCGAAACCACCGCAGAAGGCUAGUCGCAGCAUUGUUGCUAGCUAUCAAGUCAACGCGACAUCGCGAAGACGCUAUCUAACAACACAGGAUCGGACAUCACGAUUAUUUCGCAAACGAUUUGGGAAUCCAUCGGACGUCCUCCAGUUAUGCCCACUCAACAGACAGCCCUCAGUGCAUCCGGAACAACUCUCGGUUUGGUUGGUGAGUUACGUUGCUUGGUAUCUUAUAAUGGUCAAAAAUUUGAGUCUAUAUGCUACCUCACUAACCAACCAGGAUUGA
This is a messenger RNA of Dicrocoelium dendriticum, 1206 nucleotides long. The record is from the annotation of a GenBank genome assembly. Lineage: Eukaryota; Metazoa; Platyhelminthes; Trematoda; Plagiorchiida; Dicrocoeliidae.